Ochlerotatus camptorhynchus is the source of this 2439-nucleotide messenger RNA. RefSeq names its product zinc finger protein 345-like. Gene Ontology annotation, cellular component: nucleus. Lineage: Eukaryota; Metazoa; Arthropoda; Insecta; Diptera; Culicidae. Gene Ontology annotation, molecular function: zinc ion binding. Bases 125 to 2212 code for a protein of 695 amino acids. The transcript has 6 exons. The record is from RefSeq and is a predicted model, not a curated record.
UUUGUUGACAGUCGUAAACCACAGUGAAAAAAAUUUCGAAGAAAAAAUAAACCAUUUAAAGUGAACCCGGGUGCUGUUAAUUUGCGUUCGUACCGUUGGUGGCCACCGGUGGCAUCCGAGCACGAUGGAAAUUUGUCGAACCUGUAUGAAUGCGAACCGAGACGAGCGGCACCAGCAGCUCGUUCCGAUCUACUCCAAGCUGGACGAUGCCUUCAUAGCGAACAUCAUCAUGGAGUGCACGGCCAUCCAGAUCUUUGAAAACGAUGGCCUCCCGGCCCAAAUUUGCACCGGAUGCAUCGAGACUCUGAAACUGUUGGUAGCUUUUGUGAAAACCGCUCGCGACUGCGAUCUCCAGCUGCGACAAAUUUGCAAAUCGGAAAUCAGCCCGGAUCAGAAGCCCAGUCAGGGUGGUUGCACGAACGAUGUCAUCGCAAUGGAAAACGAAACGGAUGUGUUUCAGUUUACCGAGGUGAAGGUCGAACCAUUGGAAGGGCUGGCCGAUGAAAGCGUCGCGGGCUUGGAACAGGAAGAAAUAGGUACGGCAUUCAGUGACAGUGAUCAGGAUGCUGCCAUCGAAAGUGGAGAUGAUGAUUCGCAGCGUAGUUCCGGCAGUGAUGGCAGUGACAGCGAAAGCGAUUGGAAGGCAAGUGAUGACGACGAGGUUGAUCGGAAGGUACCGAAGAAGCGCGGGCGGAAAGCGAAGCCGAAAAUGAAGAACACAGACGAAAGGCCUUUGCUGAACAAACGUCGCCGCAAGGAUGAAGAUGAUCUGGCGAUGAACGAAUAUGAACAAGAACUAUACACGGUUAUCGAGGUCAAGAGAGGAAGUCACAUCUGCUGCGGCUGCAUGCUGUUGUUCGAUUCGGCUCAAGAACUCGAAACGCAUCGAAGUAAGUUUCAUGUUCGAAAAAGAGAAUCUACCACCAAACCGACAACCAAAGUACUGUGCGACGGGUGUCUACGCAAGUACAAGUCUAAGCGCCGCGUCAACUAUCACAAGGAACGCAUGAGGCAGUUGAAAAUCAUUUGGGAAUGCAACAAGUGCAAGAAUCGAUUCAGCGAAGCAACCCGACGACGCAACCAUUCCAGAAAGCACCCUCGGAAAUUGGGACCCACAGCGGUUGUGGCCCCGAUCAAGGCAGCGAUCCAACAGGAACUCGGAUGGAUCUGCUGUGCGCAGGCUUGCGGUCUAUCGUUCCCCUCUGAAAAGGAUAUGAUCGAACAUGCACACAAAGCGCAUCAAAUCAACAAACAGGAAGCUGAAUUGGAAGAGAACCAGGAUAGGCCGGUUCAGUGUCAGGUGUGCUACCGGCGGUUCCAUGACAAGAAUGGACUGAUAAAUCACCAACAACGGCUGUACAAGUUGCAAAAGUUCCAAUGUGCACUCUGUGGACUGCAGUUCAACAGCGGCGUACGCCUUUCGGAGCAUGAAUUGACCCACCAAAAUGAUAAGCCCUUCAAGUGUGACGUUUGCGAUAAGACUUUUACGCAAAAAGGCAACUUGAAAACACACAUGACAAUUCACUCGCUUGAGAAGCCGUAUCAGUGUACCGUUUGCGGAAUGUCGUUCCGUCAGAAGGGUGGCUUGAAGGCUCACAUGUCCAACCAUGUGGAGAAUCCACAGUUCAAGUGUGAGGUCUGUUCGAAGCUGUUCAAGGCAAAGUUGCAUCUGCGCUAUCAUAUGCGUAUUCAUAGUGGCGAACGACCUUUCCCCUGUCGGCACUGUGAUAAGGCGUUCUCCGAUUUUACGAACCGAAUGAGACACGAAAUGAGUCAUACUGGCAUUAAACCAUACAAAUGUUCAUACUGUGAGAAAUCCUUCAUCAGAAAACGAUUCCUUUUGGAGCAUGAAAGCACUCAUACUGGCAUUAAAAUGUACAACUGCGAAGUAUGCCAUCAGAGUUUCGGUCAGAAAAGCUCGCUCAAAAAGCACCUGCAAACCAACCAUCCUACUUUCGGAGCUGCUGGUGACUGGGGCGAGGGGAGCAGCAGCAGCAGCCAUCAUCAUCAUCAUCAUCAUCAACCAUUAAUAACUAUUGAUUCUGCUCCCGUUUCUCCAACCGGAAGCACCAACAGCAACGGCAGCACGUUGUCCAUCCAACAUCACCACCACCAGCAGCAGCAGCACCUGAUGCCACCGCAAACGCAUCCAAUCUCCCUGACCAGCCAACAGCAGCUCCAGUUGAUGACCGCUUUUCAUCAACCCCACUGAGGAGGUAAGAAUAUGACGUGGUAGCUUUUUAAUUGAUCUAUGAAAAACCUUGUACCUCCACCGAGGUAGCAAAUCGAAUGAGGCGGGAUUUAAAUUUCCAUAGAAUAGCCAUCUACAUUGUCGAAAACAGCAUCCAUCAACAUUUUAUUCAGUAAAUACAUGCAAUAUUAAACAUCGGCAGUCGAUUAUCGAUUGGUAUAAUUUGUAGAGCUGAAAGAGAAAAUCCG